GUUUGUCGAUAUCUGCUUUGUAUCACUUUCUCUCACGUGUAGUUUGUUUAUUUGUAUCGCUAUUUAAGCUGGGGUUGUUGUUUACAAAAGUGAACUAAUCCAUCUACGAGGAUAUCGUCUCUCUCAACAGACGAGCAAUCAUAGUCGAAGACGUGAACCGCCCAGCAUGAAGGGCGUACAGGAUAUGAAGCGCAAACUCUCCUCCGUCGCCAUCCACAAAAAAGGCGACGAAGAAGACGACAACAGCAGCCCAUCCAAGAAGCUCCGCAGCUCAGCGCCCCCAGACGCCGACGUCGACACCUCCCGCCCAACCGCCCUAUUCAAGCCCACCAAAGCGCGAGACUGGACCGUAAGCAUCGCCCUCCCAGGAAGCUGGCUCCUCAACGCCAAAAAGCCCGACCACAAAACCAUGCAAGUCGGUCGCAUAGCGCGCGCCGCAGCCGUAUUCUGCGUCGACGAAGUCAUCGUAUUCGACGACGACCCGGGCAACACAGCCCCAAGCUACAUCUCGCCCAACUACCUGCGCAAAGCAAAGGGCAAGAAGACAAAGCAGGAGCUGCUCGAUUCCAUCCUGGAGGAAGACGAGCCGUGGCAGAAUCCAGACCAGUUCUUGUACCAUGUGCUGUCGUUUGCAGAGUGUCCGCCGCACCUGAGACACAACCACGAGGAUCCCAGUCUGAGUAUCUUCCAAGUGCACAAGAACCUCGAAUGGGCCGGCUGUCUGCCUAGCAUGGAUAUGCCGCACCAUCUGCGCGGCCACGAAUGGUGUCGAUACCGCGAAGGCGUCGUCAUCGGUCCCGCCCCCGCCCCCCCUUCAUCAUCAUCAACCCCCAAAUCCAAAUCCAAAAAGACAAAGACCCCCGCCCCAGAACCCCAGCAACACGUCUACGUCCACUGCGGCCUGCCCCACCCCGUCCGCGUAUCCGCCCCCGCCUCCGCCCCCAUAGAACCCGGUAUGCGCACAACCGUCCGCUUCACCACCCCCUCCGCCCCACCAUCCUGGCCACACCUCUCGCAAUCCGCCUGCGAAUCCCUAGCAGCCACAGCCUGCGAGUCCAGCCUCCCACGCCAAGAAGCAGGCUACUACUGGGGCUACACGGUCCGCCGCGCCGCGUCCCUCAGCGCCGUCUUCUCCGAGUGCGAAUUUCCCGACGGCUACGACUACACGAUCGGCACGUCGGAGCGCGGCGUCGACGUGCGCGCCGUGUUGCCGGGCGGGGACCACGCCGCGCCCCAGAAGUUCAAGCACCUACUACUCGUGUUUGGCGGCGUGGCGGGACUGGAGCCCGCGGUUGCGAAUGAUGCAAUGCUCGUGGAGAAGGGGCUUGGUAAGGCGACGGCGCAUACGCUGUUUGAUGCGUGGGUUAAUCUCGUGCCUGGGCAGGGGAGUCGGACGAUUCGGACGGAGGAGGCGGUGGAGUUUGGGCUUUGUGCGCUGAAGCCGUAUGUGGAUUCUAUGUAUGGGGGUGAGUAGGAGGUUUGGCGGUGGAUGGGGAGGCGAGGGCGUGUUAUUUUGGCUGGUGGGAUUGCUGUGUACGGUGAUGCAUAGGGGGUAUGUGGGUUGAGAAGGAAGAGGCAAUUCCAUACGAUCCGCAAUUCACUCAGCACCAACUUUCCAUGACGC
Molecule: messenger RNA, 1624 nt
Organism: Dothidotthia symphoricarpi CBS 119687
Lineage: Eukaryota; Fungi; Ascomycota; Dothideomycetes; Pleosporales; Dothidotthiaceae
Product: DUF171-domain-containing protein
Exons: 2
Coding region: 167-1474 (435 amino acids)
Source: RefSeq, a predicted model, not a curated record